Messenger RNA from Orbilia oligospora ATCC 24927, 1110 nucleotides. RefSeq lists its product as uncharacterized. The transcript has a single exon. The record is from RefSeq and is a predicted model, not a curated record. The coding region runs from base 1 to 1110 and encodes 369 amino acids. Lineage: Eukaryota; Fungi; Ascomycota; Orbiliomycetes; Orbiliales; Orbiliaceae.
AUGCCCAACCUUGGCCUCCAAACCCUUCUUUGCAAAGCCAUCCAUAUGGCGCAGGAGGCUGUUCAACAACACGAAGGAGCGGUGAAGUCAGAAGAUACACCCAGCUUCCAAUUGCAAGUCCCCGUAACCGUUGUUAACUCGGGCUGUGCACUUCAAUCCAUUCCCGGAGGAGAUAUCGAAACCACCCUUCGAGGACUCAUAUGGCCCGGCAGCCCAGAAAUCCAACACGUCCGAACAUUCCAAGCGCAAGAUGUUUUUACGACAAAAGAAACCCUUUGUCAAGGACUCAGCGCGGGCUCCUACUCCCUCUUAAUGUGCAACGUCGGCUUGCAUCUUAGCCUUUGCACCGGGGUGGCUCAAAUGACUACUGUCGGAAACCUCAUAAGAGAAUACUUGUCGUACCCAACAGUGAGGCAGAGACAUCAUAUCGGACCCGUCCUCCAAACUCACCUUCAGGAAAUUCUUUCCGCGCAGCCAGACGAGAUCGACGCGAUUCUGCAAACCAUUGGGGAUCCAAUCAGACGGCAAAUACCCAUCAUUAUAUCCAUCUUAGCUCGAGAUCUCCUCCAUACUGGGCUCUCAGUGAAACAGCACAGGUUCCUCUUCGCCUGCCCAGAAAUUACGGGUACAUCGAACAUCGUUGCUCUCCCACUCGAAGGAAGUCUGUGUCUCUCAUCCGUAGGAGAGAUAUUUGCCAUAAUUACAACGCGGUGUCUCGAGCGCGCACCUUAUAGAUGCAACAAUGUCCUAAAGAGCGAGACAGCCACCAACGACGAAACGAGAAUGGCGAGGAGCUCGGUGCCUAUCCACCAUCUCCCACCAGUACGAGCUGCUUUGGAACCGAGAGCACCUAGAACCUCAUUCGAGUUACGCUGUAAGGCGGUUGAAAUCCGAAUAAUUUAUUUUCAUUCCAACCGUCUCGAAUCAGGUCAUCUCCUACACCACCCAUCACCCACGACAUUGCUCGAUCCGAGAUUCGCCUUCAACCGAGUUAGCGCCUGGUUGUCUCCUUGGUCCCGCUACCAGACCCUUCCGAAUGGACAAAUGUUUUCACCACCCGAAGGAUAUAGCGAGGGUAACAUAGAUAUUCUUAAGAUAUUUGUUAGCUAG